Pteropus alecto (black flying fox) is the source of this 3731-nucleotide messenger RNA. RefSeq names its product RecQ like helicase 4 (gene RECQL4). The record is from RefSeq and is a predicted model, not a curated record. Gene Ontology annotation, cellular component: cytoplasm; nucleus; chromosome. Gene Ontology annotation, biological process: double-strand break repair via homologous recombination; telomere maintenance. The transcript is spliced from 22 exons. Bases 332 to 3520 code for a protein of 1062 amino acids. Gene Ontology annotation, molecular function: nucleic acid binding; ATP binding; 3'-5' DNA helicase activity. NCBI's taxonomy places the organism in Eukaryota, Metazoa, Chordata, Mammalia, Chiroptera, Pteropodidae.
GGAGGACGUGCGGGCGGCGCCGCAGGAGACCCGCGCGCUCUACCGAGAGUACCGCGCCCUGAAGGAGGCCCUGGGUCAGGCGGGCGAUGUCGGGCGCCGCGGCCCCGUGCAGUCGCUUCCGGCGGCAGCGGAGGAGGAGAUACCUGAGCCUGGCUGCUGGGGGUCCCACCUGAAUCGGGCUGCAACCCAGAGUUCUCAUCCGAGCCCAGAGCAGAGCUCUCGGGGUUCUGCGCAGGACUAUGGGGAGAGGAUUAAGGCCAACCUGAAGGGCACCCUGCAGGCUGGGCCAGCCCUGGGCCGCAUACCCCGGCCUCCACGAAGAACCCCAUCCAUGCCUUCCACGGGGCCACCAGAUGCAGGGGUUACCACCGUCUCUCCACAAGUCAGUGACGUGCCCUCCCAGCCUCCCAGGCCCCAGCUGAGGCCAGGCCGGCUCCAGCAGCUGCAGGCAUCCCUGAGUCUGCGGCUGGGCUCCCUCAAUCCUGACUGGCUGCAGCGUUGUCACAGUGGGGCCCCAGAUUUUCUGGGGACUCCUGAGGUCUGCCAGCCUGUCCUGGGUACAGAGAAGCCACAGCCUCAGACUUCAGGUGUCCUUGGUCCCAGUACUGGCCCGGGGGAACCUUUACAGGGACCAGAGGCUCCAGCUCUACCGGCAGCCAGAGUCAGUGCAGGAAGCCCCCCACUUGGUAGCAGUCAAAGCAAGAAGCGGAGACGGGAAGGGGAGCUGGAGGAGAGCCCUGCGCAGGCUCAGCAGAACAGCGGCCACGCGGGAUCCCUGCCCGGGGGAGCUGGGGCCGCAGCGCUUUCAGGACACGGUCCGGGGGCGCCCGUGCAGGCACAGCCCCCCGCCAGCCCCACGGCCCGCAGGCCAGCCGUCUGCGACAGGGGUAAUUAUGUGCGGCUCAACAUGAAGUGGAAACGCUACGUCCGGGGCCCGGCCUUGCGUGGCCAUCUCCUCCGUAAACAGGUGUAUAAGCAGAAGUGGCAGAAAAAAAGGGAGUGUUUUGGGGGUGGUCAGCCUAGAACCACCGCCAAGGAUUCUUGCUUCCGAUGUGGGCAGCUCGGCCACUGGGCAUCCCAGUGCCCCCAGACAGAGCCUACCCUGGCCCCCCAGAAGGAGGAUGGCAAGGGUGAGGAUGGCGUGCACACCCUGCCCACGUUGGAGGAAGUAGCCCAGAGGAUGGGCACUGCCUAUUCCCAGCUCUCUGCAGGUGAGGAAAAUGCACAGCCCGGGCCACCCUGCCCGCCCCAACCCAUGCCACCACUCUACCAGCCAGGAUGCUCAGGGCAGGUAGCAGAGACGCCAGCUGAGGUGUUCCAGGCCCUGAAGCAGCUGGGGCACCAAGCCUUCCGCCCUGGGCAGGAACGCGCAGUCAUGCAGGUCCUGUCUGGCAUGUCUACACUGCUGGUGCUGCCCACCGGUGCUGGCAAGUCCCUGUGCUACCAGCUACCUGCGCUUCUCUAUGCCCGACGAAGCCCUUGUCUCACGCUGGUCAUCUCUCCUCUCCUGUCACUCAUGGAUGAUCAGGUGUCCGGCCUUCCGCCAGGGCUGAAGGCAGCCUGUGUGCACUCAGGCAUGAACAGGAAACAACGGAACUCUGCCCUGCAGAAGGCUCGGGCAGCCCAGGUGCACGUACUGAUGCUGUCGCCCGAGGCGCUGGUUGGGGCUGGGGCAGGAGGUCCUGCUUGCCUCGCCCAGCUGCCUCCAGUGGCCUUUGCCUGCAUCGACGAAGCCCACUGUCUCUCUCAGUGGUCCCACAACUUCCGGCCCUGCUACCUGCGCAUCUGCAAGGUGCUGCGGGAACACCUGGGUGUGUGCUGCUUCCUGGGUCUUACAGCCACAGCCACACAUAGCACGGCCCUCGACGUGGCCCAGCACUUGGGUGUGGCCAAGGAACAUGUUCUCAGGGGACCAGUCAUCAUCCCCCCCAACUUGUACCUCUCUGUGUCCAUGGACAGAGACCCGGACCAGGCUCUGGUGACACUGCUGCAGAGUGACCGUUUUCGCUUCCUGGACUCUGUCAUCAUUUACUGCAACAGACGAGAGGACACUGAGCGUGUCUCUGCUUUGCUUCGCACCUGCCUGCGUGAAGCCUGGGCCCCAGGGCCCAGAGGCCGAGUCCUGGAGGCUGUGGCCGAAGCCUACCACGCCGGUAUGUGCAGCCGGGCACGCCAGCGGGUACAGCAGGCCUUCAUGGAGGGCCGGCUACGAGUGGUGGUUGCCACCGUGGCCUUUGGGAUGGGGCUGGACCGACCGGAUGUGCGGGCGGUGCUGCACCUGGGGCUGCCCCCAAGCUUUGAGAGCUACGUGCAGGCCGUGGGCCGUGCCGGGCGUGAUGGGCAGCCCGCACACUGCCACCUCUUCCUGCAGCCCCAGGGCGAGGACCUGUGGGAGCUGCGCAGACACGUACAUGCCAAUGCCACCGACUUCCUUGCCGUGAAGAAGCUGGUGCAGCGUGCAUUUCCACCCUGUGCCUGCCCUCGGCAGCUCUCAGGGCAGGAGGGAGGCGAGAGUCAGGACAAGCACUCGGCCUCGGCCUUUGUGACUGAGUCCCGGAGGGAGGACAAGCAACCUGGCAAUGAGCACACAGUCCGGUGCCCCGGUCACAAGCGGGCACUCCCGGUGCAGCCGACAGUGCAGGCCCUGGACCUGCCUGAGGAGGUUAUUGAGACCUUGCUGUGUUACCUGGAGCUGCACCCACAGCACUGGCUGGAGCUGCUGGCACCCACCCACGCCCGCUGCCACCUACAUUGCCCUGGGGGCCCCACACAGCUCCAUGCCCUGGCCCGCAGGUGUCCCCCGCUGGCUGUGUACUUGGCCAAGCAGCCGCCUGAGCAAAUGGGCAGGGGAAGCUGUGCUGUGGAGUUUGACGUGGUCGAGCUGGUGGACUCCAUGGGCUGGGCGCUGGGCCCUGUGCGACAGGCCCUCCGCCAGCUGCAGUGGGAUCCAGAGGCCAGGACAGGUGUGCCUCGAGGUACUGGGGUGACAGUGGAGUUCAGGGAGCUGGCCUUGCACUUGCACAGCCCCGGGGACCUAACAGUCCAGGAGAAGGACCAGAUCUGCGACUUCCUGUAUGGCCGCGUGCAGGCCCGAGAGCGGGAGGCCCUGGCCUGCCUGAACCGUACCUUCCAGGCCUUCCGCAGCAUGGCCCUCCCCAACUGCGGGCCAUUCCUGGAGCAGCCAGAUGAGGAGCACAGUGCCAGACUCAAGGCUUUGCUCAGCCAGUACUUCGAGGAGGAUGGGCUGGGGGGCUCAGGGGACGAGCAGGGCCCGGAGCCGGAGCAGGCCAGGGACUGGGAGGUCCAGAUCCGCAGGGACAUCCGCCAUUUCCUGUCCUCGUGGCCGGAGCAGCAGUUCUCGGGCAGGGCUGUGGCCCGCAUCUUCCACGGCAUUGGAAGUCCCUGCUACCCGGCCCAGGUGUACGGGCGGGACCGGCGCUUCUGGAGGAAGUACCUGCACUUGAAUUUCCACGCCCUGAUGCAGCUGGCCACAGAGGAGGUCCUGCUGUGGGGCCGCUGACCACCUGCGUCAGGGGCAAGCUCCCCAUGCUGCCGGCUCAGGCGUGAAUGGCUCCAUGUUGCAGUAUAGAGAGUGUCGUGUGCAGCAGCUCAUCAAGGCAAAGACAAGGGGACGUGGCUGGCCAAGACAGCGACUACCUUAGGCCAACCCCAUUGCUAGGGAUGUGGGGACAUGGAGGCCCGAAAAUGCAGAAUAAAAAACUUAAGUUAUU